Phymastichus coffea is the source of this 713-nucleotide messenger RNA. It is a transcript of the gene mRpS14, whose product is annotated as small ribosomal subunit protein uS14m. The record is from RefSeq and is a predicted model, not a curated record. The transcript has 3 exons. NCBI's taxonomy places the organism in Eukaryota, Metazoa, Arthropoda, Insecta, Hymenoptera, Eulophidae. Gene Ontology annotation, cellular component: ribosome; mitochondrial small ribosomal subunit. Gene Ontology annotation, biological process: translation. Gene Ontology annotation, molecular function: structural constituent of ribosome. The coding region runs from base 21 to 419 and encodes 132 amino acids.
GUCUCUACUAUAUUAGAAAUAUGUCGUCUUUAAUUUCAACGUCAGUUUUAUCAAAAAUAAUUUAUACAGGGCCAACAAUAAUACCAACUUGUGGAUUUCAACAAGUAAGAAAUAAAUGGACUCAAUGGAAGACUCUCAGAGAUAUGAAAAGAAGAAAACUAGCUAAAGACUAUGCUGAAGAAAGACUGCGAUUAGUUUCUAUGAAGAGGAAUGAUAUUCUUCCUGUAGAAAUAAGAGAUUUGGCCAGUAAAGGAUUUGAUAAUAUUCCUCGUCAAUCUGCUCUAAGACAAUUAAGAAUGCGUUGUGUAGUUACAUCAAGAGGUCAUGGUACUGUUAUAAGAUGGAGAGUUUCUAGAUUAAUAUUCCGUCAUUUGGCUGAUUACAAUAAAUUGGCUGGUAUCCAGAGAGCGAUUUGGUAGUUUAUAUGAAUUUUUAAAAAAUGAACGUUACAAUAUGAAAUAUUAAAACAAGUGUACAUUAAUUCUUACAAAAAUUAAAAUAUUCAUUAUUUAUUCAUCUGUCUGUUAUAUUAAAAAGUUUACAUACUCUUAUAAUAAUUUAGAAAUUUUAUAUUAGACAUAUUCUCAAAGAAUAUUUCAAGAGACUAAAUUUUGAUUUAAAUGAAUCUGUGAUUUUUGUUUUGUUUAGCCAAAUAAAUGAAUAAAAAAAUCUUCGAAAAUUGAAAAAAUUCUACUUUUAGUAUCAGUAGUUGA